CACAAUUGUUAACUGCGUAGUUGGAGAGGAGCAAGCAGCAAGGUUAUUUAUCGUAGCGUACCUCGCCUGCACAGCCUAAAAUGAGCCUCCAAGGAGAUAGACAGAAGGGAGGCAAGACCUCCAAAGGGAGUCUCUUUGAGAAACCUGACAAAGAAGCCCAAAGCACAAUCCAGGCAAAAAGACCACAUUCACCUGCACCCACCUGUGUGUCCAUGAAGAGUGACUGGUCAAUGGAUGCUCCAAUAGACCUCCGCAAAGGAGACUUUUAUAACAAUCAAAGCGAUGAACAACAGAGAUCAGAGUCUGAGAUUCCCAGUGGUCAGUCUGCCCAGGAUCAUAAGGAAGAUCUGUCCUCCAUUUUCAGGUCUGUUGAAGACAGUAUCAUCACUUUUGUGAGAGGGGAGUUGGAAAGAUUUAAGAGGAUUUUGUGUCCAGAUCUCCCAGAAUGCUUUGAGAGUCAGAAUAAGGAUGCAAAAGCAGUGGGCUCUGAAGAUGAGAAGCAGCAGAGCAAUGCCAGAGAGGGGGCUCUGAAGAUCACACUGCACAUCCUGAGGAACAUGAACCAGAAGGAACUUGCUGACACGUUGGAAAAAAGUCUUCUGGGUGAGCUUGCUGUAUGCCAGCAUAAACUCAAACUCAAUCUGAAGAGAAAGUUUGAAUGUCUGUUCGAGGGAAUAGCAAAGCAAGGAAACUCAACACUUCUCAACAAGGUCUACACAGAGCUGUACAUCACAGAGGGUGGAAGUGGAGAGGUCAAUCAUGAACAUGAGGUCAGACAGAUUGAGAUAGCAUCCAGAGGACCACCAACACAAGAGGUACCAAUCAAAUCCAAUGACAUCUUCAAACCCUUACCUGGACAAGACAAAACCAUCAGGACUGUACUGACAAAGGGAGUCGCUGGCAUUGGAAAAACCAUCACUGUACACAAGUUCAUUUUGGAUUGGGCUGAAGGAAAGGCAAAUCAGGAUGUCCAGCUCAUAUUUUCUCUCCCUUUUCGGGAGCUCAAUUUGUUCAAGGGGAAUCAAUGCAGUUUGAUCAAACUCCUCCAUCACUUUUGCGUUGAAGCAAAAGAAUCAGGAAUAUCCAACUUUGAAAAGUACAAAGUUGUGUUUAUCUUUGAUGGUCUUGAUGAGUGCCGACUUCCUCUAGACUUCCAGAACAAUAAGAGCUGUUCUGAUGUCACAGAGUCAACCUCAGUGGACGUGUUGCUGACAAACCUCAUCAAGGGGAAUCUGCUCCCAUCUGCUCUCCUCUGGAUAACCUCUCGACCUGCCGCAGCCUACCGCAUCCUUCCUGAUUGUGUUGACCAGGUGUCUGAAGUACGAGGGUUUAAUGACCAACAGAAGGAGGAAUACUUCAAGAAGAGAAUCAGUGAUCAAAACCUAGCCAAAAUAAUCAUUACACACAUAAAGUCAUCAAGGAGCCUGUACAUCAUGUGCCACAUACCAGUCUUCAGUUGGAUUUCUGCCACAGUCCUAGAGAAAAUGUUGGGGGAAGCAGAGAGUGGAAAGAUGCCCAACACACUGACUCAGAUGUACACACACUAUCUGAUUUGCAUCAUACUGAUCAAUCUGAAAUAUUCAGUGGGAUCAGAGACAUUGGGGGCAGAUUCAGAGAUUAAAACAGACGAAGAGAUGAUCCUCACACUGGGAAAAUUGGCAUUUGAACAGCUGGAGAAAGGAAAUCUGAUCUUCUAUGAGGAAGACCUGAGAGAGUGUGGCAUUGAUGUCAGAGAAGUGUUAGUGCACUCAGGAGUGUUCACUCAGAUCUUUAGAGAGGAGUGUGGGCUGUACCAGGGGAGGGUGUACUGCUUUGUGCAUCUGAGCAUUCAGGAGUUUCUUGCUGCAUUAUAUGUGUUCCACACAUUCAUCAACAGCGGUCUAAAUCUAUUAGACGAACAGGAAACCAUCACCAGAAAGCUUCAGAUAACCAAAGGUAUUCCUGUAACUCUUCUUCACAAGAGUGCAGUAGACAAGGCCUUACAAAGUGAGAAUGGACACCUGGACCUUUUCUUUCGCUUCCUUCUCGGUCUCUCAAUGGAGUCCAGUGGAACUCUCCUACGAGGCCUACUGGCACAGAUAGGAGGCAUCUCUCAGAGCAAUGAGGAAACCGUUGAGUACAUCAAGAAGAAGAUCAGGAAGAAUCCCUCUCCAGAGAGAUGCAUCAAUCUGUUCCACUGUCUGAAUGAGUUGAAUGACCAUUCUCUUGUGGAGGAGAUCCAGAGCUACCUGUGCUCAGGAAGUCUCUCAGAAGCCCAACUUUCGCCUGCACAGUGGUCAGCAUUGGUCUUUGUGUUGCUGACAUCUGAAAAGGAGCUUGAUGUGUUUGACCUGAAGAAAUAUUCCAGAUCAGAAGAGGGUGUUCGGAGGCUGUUGCCAGUGGUCAAAAUCACCAGGACAGCUGUGCUGAAAGGAUGUAAUCUCACAGAGAGAUGCUGUGAAGAAUUGGCCUCAGCUCUCAGCUCAAACACCUCACACCUAAGAGAGCUGGACCUGAGUGACAAUGACCUGCAAGACUCAGGAGUCAAGCUGCUCUCUGCUGGACUUGCGAGUCCACACUGUAAAUUGGAGACACUAAGGCAAGUAUAUUUGGAGUUGAAGAUGGGAGCAAAAGGGAGCAUACAUUUUAAGACCGAGCAAGCAAUCUUACCAAAACGGUUACAUUUAUCUUUCUGCAGGUUGUCAUUCUGUGGUGUCACAGAGAAAGGCUGUGCUUCCCUGGCAUCAGCUCUGAGAUCAAACCCCUCUCACAUGAAAGAGCUUGAUCUGAGCUACAACCACCCUGGAGACACAGGAGUGGAGCUGGUCUCUGCCAUACUGGAAGAUCCACACUGUCAACUGCAUACACUCAGUGUGGAUCAUAAUGCUGAGUGCUGGUUGAAAUCUGCCCUGAAGAAAUAUGCAUGUGAGCUCACACUGGAUCCAAACACAGCACACACAUACCUCUCUCUGUGUGAGGCAAAUAAAAAGAUGACACGGAUGGAGGCGGCGCAAGUAUAUCCUGAUAGCUCUGAUAGAUUUAAGGACUGGGGCCAGGCGUUGUGUAGAGAGGGUCUGUCUGGGCGCUGCUACUGGGAGGCAGAAUGGACUGGGAAAUGGGCUGGUGUAGGAGUGGCAUAUAAAGGAAUCAGCAGGAAAGGGGAGGGUAAUGAUUGUGUGCUUGGAUACAAUGACAUGUCUUGGAGUCUGCGCUGCUUUGAUGGCUGUUUCAAUGCCUGGCACAAGAAGAAGGGGGAAGCCAUAUUGGUCCCCUCCCCUGUCCCCAAAAGGGUAGGAAUGUAUCUGGACUGGCUGGCUGGCACUCUGUCCUUCUACAGUGUCUCAUCUAACUCACUGACCCACCUGCACACAUUCCAGACGACAUUCACUGAACUUCUCUACCCAGGGUUUAGGCUUUGGGAUCAUGACACCUCAGUGUCCCUGUGCCGGGUAGAAUAGCCCCUUGUGGUAUACCUAGAAGAACACCAAAAGGAUCAGACUCUAAAAUACACUACCACUCAAUAAAGGUGAACAUUGUUACUGAUUAUAUCAAAUUUAUAAAGCCCUUCUUACAUCAGCUGAUAUCUUAAAGUGCUGUACAGAAACCCAGCCUAAAACCCCAAACGUCAAGCAAUGCAGGUGUAGAAGCUCGGUGGCUAGGAAAAACUCCCGAGAAUGGCCAGAACCUAGGAAGAAACCUAGAGAGGAACCAGGCUAUGAGGGGUGGCCAGUCCUCUUCUGGCUGUGCCAGGUGGAGAUUAUAACAGAACAUGGCCAAGAUGUUCAAAUGUUCAUAGAUGACCAGCAGGGUCAAAUAAUAAUAAUCACAGUGGUUGUCGAGGGUGCAACAGGUCAGCACCUCAGGAGUAAAUGUCAGUUGGGUUUUACUAGCCGAUCAUUCAGAGUAUCUCUACUGCUCUUGCUGUCUCUAGAGAGUUUAAAACAGCAGGUCUGGGGACAGGUAGCACGUCCGGUGAACAGGUCAGGGUUCCAUAGCCGCAGGCAGAACAGUUGAAACUGUAGCAGCAGCACUGCCAGGUGGACUGGGGACAUAUGGGUAUGUACAGUUGAAGUUGGAAGUUUACAUACACCUCAGCCAAAUAUAUUUAAACUCAGUUUUUCACAAUUCCUGACAUUUAAUCCUAGUAAAAAUUUCCUGUCUUUGGUCAGUUAGGAUCACCACUUUAUUUUAUGAAUGUGAAAUGUCAGAAUAAUAGUAGAGGGAUGUAACGGUCCUGACCUGUUUUAUGUUGUUUUUGUAUGUGUUUAGGUCAGGGCAUGUGUUUUGGGUGGGCAGUCUAUGUUAUCUGUUUCUAUGUUGGUUUUGGUUGCCUGGUAUGGCUCUUAAUUAGAGGCAGGUGUUUUGCGUUCUCCUCUAAUUAAGAGUCAUAUUUAGGUAGGGUGUUCUCACUGUUUGUUUGUGGGUGAUUGUCUCCUGUGUCUGUGUCGAUGUUACACCAUACGGGAUUGUUUCGGUUUGUUCGUGCGUUUUUGUAGUAAGUACUUGUUCGUUCGUUCUGCGUGUGUUAUGUCAGUUCGUCGUGCUAAGUCUGUCUACUUUCGUUUUGUUAUUUUGUUAGUUUAUUCAAGUAUAGUUUGUUUCGUCUUGUAAAUAAAAUUCAUCAUGUAUUCACAACCCGCUGCGUCUUGGCUCGAUCACUACUCCUCCUCUUCUUAUGAAGAGAGAGAGGAACGCCGUUACAAGGGAAUGAUUUAUUUCAGCUUUUACUUCUUUCAUCACAUUCCCAGUUGGUCAGACGUUUACAUACACUCAAUUAGUAUUUGGUAGCAUUGCCUUUAAAUUGUUUAACUUGGGUGUUUAAUGUUUAAUGCUUUGGGUAGCCUUCCCGCAAUAAGUUGGGUGGAUUUUGGCCCAUUCCUCCUGACAGCUGGUGUAACUGAGUCAGGUUUGUAGGCCUCCUUGCUCAACAUUUCAGUUUUGCUCACAAAUUUUCUAUGGGAUUGAGGUCAGGGCUUUGUGAUGGCCACUCCAAUACCUUGACUUUGUUGUUCUUAAGCCAUUUUGCCACAACUUUGGAAGUAUGGUUGGGGUCAUUGUCCAUUUGGAAGACCCAUUUGCGACUAAGCUUUAACUUCCUGACUGAUGUCUUGAGAUGUUGCUUCAAUACAUCCACAUAAUGUUCCUCCUUCAUGAUGCCAUCUAUUUUGUGAAGUGCACCAGUCCCUCCUGCAGAAAAGCACCCCCACAACAUGAUGCUGUGCUUCAUGGUUGGGAUGGUGUUCUUCGGCUUGCAAGCAUCCCCCUUUUUCUUCCAAACAUAACAAUGGUCAUUAUGGCCAAACAGUUCUUUUCUUGUUUCAUCAGAUCAGAGGACAUUUCUCCAAAAAUUACGAUCUUUGUCCCCAUGUGCAGUUGCAAACCGUAGUCUAGCUUUUUUAUGGAGGUUUUGAAGCAGUGGCUUCUUCCUUGCUGAGCGGCCUUUGAGGUUAUGUCGAUAUAGGACUCGUUUUACUGUGGAUAUACAGUGGGGAGAACAAGUAUUUGAUACACUGCCGAUUUUGCAGGUUUUCCUACUUACAAAGCAUGUAGAGGUCUGUAAUUUUUAUCAUAGGUACACUUCAACUGUGAGAGACGGAAUCUAAAACAAAAAUCCAGAAAAUCACAUUGUAUCAAAUCAAAUCAAGUUUAUUUUAUAUAGCCCUUCGUACAUCAGCUAAUAUCUCGAAGUGCUGUACAGAAACCCAGCCUAAAACCCCAAACAGCAAGCAAUGCAGGUGUAGAAGCACGGUGGCUGGGAAAAACUCCCUAGAAAGGCCAAAACCUAGGAAGAAACCUAGAGAGGAACUAGGCUAUGAGGGGUGGCCAGUCCUCUUCUGGCUGUGCCAGGUGGAGAUUAUAACAGAACAUAGCCAAGAUGUUCAAAAUGUUCAUAAAUUACCAGCAUGGUCAAAUAAUAAUCAGGAAUAAAUGUCAGUUGGCUUUUCAUAGCCGAUCAUUAAGAGUUGAAAACAGCAGGUCUGGGACAGGUAGCACGUCCGGUGGACAGGUUAGGGUUCCAUAACCGCAGGCAGAACAGUUGAAACUGGAACAGCAGUUUCAUGUAUGAUUUUUAAGUAAUUAAUUUGCAUUUUAUUGCAUGACAUAAGUAUUUGAUACAUCAGAAAAGCAGAACUUAAUAUUUGGUACAGAAACCUUUGUUUGCAAUUACAGAGAUCAUACGUCUCCUGUAGUUCUUGACCAGGUUUGCACACACUGCAGCAAGGAUUUUGGCCCACUCCUCCAUACAGACCUUCUCCAGAUCCUUCAGGUUUCGGGGCUGUCGCUGGGCAAUACGGGCUUUCGGCUCCCUCCAAAGAUUUUCUAUUGGGUUCAGGUCUGGAGACUGGCUAGGCCCCUCCAGGACCUUGAGAUGCUUCUUACGGAGCCACUCCUUAGUUGCCCUGGCUGUGUGUUUCGGGUCGUUGUCAUGCUGGAAGACCCAGCCACGACCCAUCUUCAAUGCUCUUACUGAGGGAAGGAGGUUGUUGGCCAAGAUCUCGCGAUACAUGGCCCCAUCCAUCCUCCCCUCAAUACGGUUCAGUCGUCCUGUCCCCUUUGCAGAAAAGCAUCCCCAAAGAAUGAUGUUUCCACCUCCAUGCUUCACGGUUAGGAUGGUGUUCUUGGGGUUGUACUCAUCCUGCUUCUUCCUCCAAACACGGCGAGUGGAGUUGACCAAAAAGCUCUAUUUUUGUCUCAUCAGACCACAUGACCUUCUCCCAUUCCUCUGGAUCAUCCAGAUGGUCAUUGGCAAACUUCAGACGGGCCUGGACAUGCGCUGACUUGAGCAGGGGGACCUUGCGUGCGCUGCAGGAUUUUAAUCCAUGACGGCGUAGUGUGUUACUAAUGGUUUUCUUUCAGACUGUGGUCCCAGCUCUCUUCAGGUCAUUGACCAGGUCCUGCUGUGUAGUUCUGGGCUGAUCCCUCACCUUCCUCAUGAUCAUUGAUGCACCACGAGGUGAGAUCUUGCAUGGAGCCCCAGACCGAGGGUGAUUGACCGUCAUCUUGAACUUCUUCCAUUUUCUAAUAAUUGCGCCAACAGUUGUUGCCUUCUCACCAAGCUGCUUGCCUAUUGUCUUGUAGCCCAUCUCAGCCUUGUGCAGGUCUACAAUUUAUCCCUGAUGUCCUUACACAGCUCUCUGGUCUUGGCCAUUGUAGAGAGGUUGGAGUCUGUUUGAUUGAGUGUGUGGACAGGUGUCUUUUAUACAGGUAACGAGUUCAAACAGGUGCAGUUAAUACAGGUAAUGAGUGGAGAACAGGAGGGCUUCUUUUUUUUUUCUUUUUUUAAAUAAUUUUACCCCAUUUUCUCCCCAAUUUUCGUGGUAUCCAAUCGCUAGUAAUUACUACCUUGUCUCAUCGCUACAACUCCCGUACGGGCACGGGAGAGACGAAGGUCGAAAGCCAUGCGUCCUCCGAAGCACAACCCAACCAGCCGUACUGCUUCUUAACACAGCGCGCCUCCAACCCGGAAGCCAGCCGCACCAAUGUGUCGGAGGAAACACCGUGUACCUGGUCCCCCUUGGUUGGCGCGCACUGCGCCCGGCCCGCCACAGGAGUCGCUGGAGCGCGAUGAGACAAGGAUAUCCCUACCGGCCAAACCCUCCCUACCCCGGACGACCGACGCUAUGCCAAUUGUGCGUCGCCCCACGGACCUCCCGGUCGCAGCCGGGACGAGCCUGGGCGCGAACCCAGAGACUCUGGUGGCGCAGUUAGCGCUGCGAUGCAGUGCCCUAGACCACUGCGCCACCCGGGAGGCCCACAGGAGGGCUUCUUGAAGAAAAACUUACAGGUCUGUGAGAGACGGAAUUCUUACUGGUUGGUAGGUGAUCAAAUACUUAUGUCAUGCAAUAAAAUGCAAAUUAAUUACUUAAAAAUCAUACAAUGUGAUUUUCUGGAUUUUUGUUUUAGAUUCCGUCUCUCACAGUUGAAGUGUACCUAUGAUAAAAAUUACAGACUUCUACAUGCUUUGUAAGUAGGAAAACCUGCAAAAUCGGCAGUGUAUCAAAUACUUGUUCCCCCCACUGUAGGCACUUUUUUACCUGUUUCCUGCAGCACCUUCACAAGGUCCUUCGCUGUUGUUCUGGGAUUGAUUUGCACUUUUCACACCAAAGUACGUUCAUCUCUAGGAGACAGAACGCGUCUCCUUCCUGAGCGGUAUGACGGCUGCGUGGUCCCAUGGUGUUUAUACUUGCAUACUAUUUUUUGUACAGAUGAACGUGGUACCUUCAGGCAUUUGGAAAUUGCUCCCAAGGAUGGACCGGACUUGUGGAGGUCUACAAUUUUUUUCUGAGGUCUUGGCUGAUUUCUUUUGAUUUUCUCAUGAUGUCAAGCAAAGAGGCACUUUGAAGUUAGGCCUUGAAAUACAUCCACAGGUACACCUCCAAUUGCCUCAAAUUAUGUCAAUUAGCCAAUCAGAAGCUUCUAAAGCCAUGACAUAAUUUUCUGGAAUUUUCCAAGCUGUUUAAAGACAGUCAAUUUAGUGUAUGUAAUCUUCUGACCCACAGGAAUUGUGAUAUAGUGAAUUAUAAAUGAAAUAAUCUGUCUGUAAACAAUUGUUGGAAAAAUUAUGCAUAAAGUUGAUGACCUAACCGUCUUGCCAAAACUAUAGUUUGUUAACAAGAAAUUUGUGGAGUGGUUGAAAAAUUUAAUUUGAAUGACUCCAACCUAUGUGUAUGUAAACUUCCGACUUCAACUAUAGUUACUGGCUUAUAAGUCAUUCAAAUAAACUGUAUAAACAGGUAAUGGACAUACAGUAUUUAUAAAAUGCAUAAGGCUGGGAUCAUCAACUAGAUUCAGCCAUGGGACAAUUUUUUUCUUGAGCGGAUGGUCUGGGGGCCAGAAAACAAUCACAAAUAAUUUGUAGACUGCAAAUUGACUGCAAGAAGCCCAAGCAAAUAUAAUAUUUGACUCAAACCUUGCUUCCAUUUUUAUACCGUCACAUGUCUCUCUAAUGUGUGGGGGAGGGGGGAGCUUAGAAAACUUUGGGGGCCAAAUAAGACCACAUUUGACCCACGGGCCGCCAGUAGGGGAACCCUGGCAGUGGAAUUGACAGUGACAUUCUAUUUGUAAAAGGAAAUAUGUGAUAGUUUAAUCUAUGCAAAACAAGAAUUUGGUUCUAUUGUGGACUAGAUUUUACAUAUUUAUUUUUGUUUAUUAGAAUACAGCGCCAUAUUCUGGUUACGAAACCAUACAGUAUGUCUGUCUAUACAUUAUUUAGCAUACGUUACUUACAAUAUCAUUCUACUGCAAAACAUAAUUAAGGCUCAUUACAUAUUUUAAAUGUAUAAGUCUUGGUUUCGAACCGUUAUCACCAUAAAGUUACACUACAUGGCCAAAAGAAUGCGGACACCUGCUCGUCGAACAUCUCAUUCCAAAAUCAUGGACAUUAAUAUGGAGUUGGUCCCCCCUUUGCCGCUAUAACAGCCUCCACUCUUCUGGGAAGGCUUUUCACUAGAUAGUAGAAAGAGGAGGAAGGGAAGCGCUACUAAGGUACACAAUAGUACAUUUUGGUCCAUAGAAGGUGCUCUUUGGUAAAAGGGGUAAAUUGGUCAUCAAAAAGAAAGGAGGACCAAGGCACUCUUCAUAUGAUUAAUUAAAAUGCCUUUAUUAGUAUUGCAUGUUCAAUAGAAACAACGUUUCUUUUUAAUGGCUUUUCACUAGAUGUUGGAACAUUGAUGCGGGGACUUGCUUCCAUUCACCCAUGAGCAUUAGUGAGGUCGGGAGAUUAGGCCUGGCUCGCAGUCGGUGUUUGCGGUGGAAUAUUUUAUUCAAGUGAGAGAGACUUUAUUUCUUUAAACAAUCAUCUUUAUUCAAUAUUGAUUAAUUAUUGCAAUGAUACCUGAUACCAAGAUUGCUCAGUCAUAGCUGGUUUAACCCCCCCCCCCAUAUUGGGGGCACCAUAAGCCACUUUGGGUUCCUCCUGUGGGCAUCUGCCUCUGGUGCUGUCUCCCAAAUGCCAGGAUAAUUAGGAAUACUGAGACCUUUGUUCUGUUCCUCCAGGCCCUCUCUAGCUCUGUGACACUCACCAUAUCUGAUCUAUGGAAUGCCAGCUGUAGGUUUUUUAUCACCAAGCCAUCACUUAGUCAGUUGCCAGCCCAAGCUCCAUAAAGACUCCUCUCAGUUAACUCAGAAAAGGAGAGAGUCCUAAGAACCUUACCCUAUUAAAUGAAACAACCAUUUGGUGCAUAAAUAUAACAUAAUCCUGCUACCACAUUCCCCCAUUUUGGAAAUUCUCUCAAUUUAAAAGCAGAAUUACAAGGUUUUAAAAAAUAAAAUAAAAAACAUUUAUUCCUUUUAGUGCUUAAUGAACAUGACCCAGGAAACGCAUCAUGAUUCCACCAUGUAUAAUGGACUCUGUCCAUUAGCAUAAACCUGCUAUAGCUCCUGAGUAUUAUCAUCAAAAAUUACAAUUUGGCAAUGGAUAUAAAUCAAAUGGAUUGGGAUCAGUUUCACUCUCAGGACCAGAGUUCACUUCACCAAGGCAUGCUGAGAAUAGUCAUUGGUCAACAUUUUUCGGUACACAACAUCUUUAUCUAUGUCACAAUCAGCAUAACAACAAUCAAAACAAUCAAUCCAUAAUACAUUAAUUGCUCUGAUUUAACAUACUAAAACUUACUCAAAUCAACCAGGCAGUUUAAAAAAAUCAUUCAGCUUCUAAAUCAUAAUUAAUUAUCCAACCAAAAUCUAGAAUGACAUUGCUCAGUGAUUCACAUUGGUUCUAUCAUUCAAAAUUAAAACCCUCAACUUAACACACAUCAAGACUGGCAGAAUGUACAUUUAUAUUACCAUACAAUAUAUUAAUCUCAUAAUUCUAGUAUUACAUUUCUCAUCAGGGUUAUAAUUACAGAUCAGUAUCUCAAUGCAUUCUUAGCCUAAAUUACUAUAAAUUUAGCAGUGUAUAAACCUCAAUCAACCUGAUACUCCAAAAUAACAAUAUCAGACAAGUCUUAAUCAAUUACGGGCAGUUGACGAACCCCCUCCCUUUCCUGGCACUCAAUCUUCUGGCAUUUUUUUCAUUUUUGUUCUUCAGAUAGCUUCACAGUGGAUGGCCCAUGACAUGACUAAGUAGUGUGAAUACAUAUGUAAAUUAGAUAUUUCUGUAUUUUAUUUUCAACAAAUUUGCUAAAGUGUCUACAAACAUGUUUUCACUUUGUCAUUAUGGGAUAUUGUGUGCAGAUGAGUGGGAAAACAUUUUGAAUUCAGGCUGUAACACAACAGAAUAUAUUCUCACAUCUUGAAUUGAGAGGGUAUGCCCAGGGCCUACUUUUUAUUAAAGAAAAUGGCAAAAAGCACAGGCCUACCCCUUGUUAGCUUAAUAUUUUGAAAAAAAUAAAACGGAUCCGAUUAUAUAAAGUGAUAUAUAACAGCGCCUUGAUCAGAGAUGGUUUACACUAGAAACAAGCUGUAAAAGAUGCAUAUGGGGAUAUCUUUUCUUCAUUUCUUUGACAUUCAGAGGCUGGACUCCAACCUUCUAUAUCCGAGGAGACAAAACAUUUACUUUGCUUGGGAAGUAACCAAAUUCUGUCACUAUCAAUUGAUUAAGCUAUUCACAAGAUGUUUAAACCCAGACAGCUUUUGGGGAAACACUUGUGACCUCUCGUUGGGUUAAGCCAUGGAAGAAGAGUAGCCAACAGUUAAAGCUUAAUGUUCUGGUUCUGUAGUCAUAGCUGCGUGAAGUAGUUUGUGGGUGACGGUACACCCCGACUUCCCGCGUCUGUGUCUGUAGGCCUACUCUGUCUGGGGUGGAAAGGUAGGCCUAACUUUUGAAAGUACCAUGUUCAGAUUCCUAAUGACGUCUCUGAUGUAAUUAUUUGCAAACAGUCAUAGUUUCGUUGCACUGAUUUGGCAUUGGAGAAAUAUGUCCAUUAUUAGCCUGUCCUUUAGGUAAUUUGUGUGGUAUUAAAAACGAUUCUGCUAAUAUGUCAAAUGAUGUAGAAUUGCAUGAAAUGUUUAUAAAAUACAAUUUUAUCUUUCCACCCCUACUCUUGCCUGGCCGAUCGUGUAUAGCCAUUGCACGAUUUCGGGGGUCUUAUUUGACCUUUUCUUCCGUUUUUCCGACCUUUUCUUCCGUUCAAUCCCACCAAGGGACACCACAUGAGUAUUUACAAUACUUGUUACACUGUACUUAAAACAAAUAUGUUUAUUUUAAUACAGUGAACUUUGUAUUCCCUCAGAAGUUGGUACACUGUACUUAAAACAAUAUUAGAACUUUUGAUAGUUUUAAUACAAUUUAGUUUUAAUACAAUAAUAAUUUGUCUUCAAUUCUUUGUGUUUAUUCGCCCAGAGCAAAUAACUUUACAGGAGAGGGGACCCACUGAUUAACUGAGUGCCUCUUCAGAGCAAGGCAUCCAUAUCCUGUGAGAUGGAAUGUUCCACUUUAAAAUAUUCUGUCGGCAGUUACAUGCUUCAUGAUCAACAUCUAUUUAUUCAUGCAACAAACCUGGAUAGUUGUUUUAGGUCUGUUUAGUGUAAACAGUUUGAUAUAUGACUAAGUGCAUUACUUUUAAUUUUCUUAAUGUUACUUGUCUCCUUUUCACCUCAUUUAACAUCUGAUUUACUUAACAAAAAGCACAUCUCAAUAGGUGGUCACGGUAAGUCAUGGCAUAGCACGUGGGGGGUGUGGCUUUCCUCUUUUGUUCCUCAAGCGAGGGGGAGACUAAUGAUGUGGAUUCCUUGAAUGCCUAAAAAGUAGUCUAAAAAGCCCCAGCAGUAUUUGGUUAAAAAUGUAUCUUUUUUUUACCCUUUUAGUGUGUGUACUGUAGUUAUAGUUGGGAUAUUGCUUUUCAAAAUUAAAAGUUCAGAAAUCA
Molecule: messenger RNA, 12782 nt
Organism: Salvelinus fontinalis (brook trout)
Lineage: Eukaryota; Metazoa; Chordata; Actinopteri; Salmoniformes; Salmonidae
Product: NACHT, LRR and PYD domains-containing protein 12-like
Exons: 9
Coding region: 81-3437 (1118 amino acids)
Molecular function (GO): protein binding
Source: RefSeq, a predicted model, not a curated record